Molecule: messenger RNA, 1287 nt
Organism: Grus americana (Whooping crane)
Lineage: Eukaryota; Metazoa; Chordata; Aves; Gruiformes; Gruidae
Gene: SPATC1
Product: spermatogenesis and centriole associated 1
Exons: 4
Coding region: 1-1287 (428 amino acids)
Source: RefSeq, a predicted model, not a curated record
AUGGAGCCGGUGCCCGGCGGCCGCCCGCCGCGCGCGGGGGUCUCGGUCUUUGCCUGCUACGACCGGUUGCGGCGCGAGAUCCAGGCGCUGCUGGCGGAGAACGAGGAGCUGACGCGGGUGGUGGGGCGGCUCAAGGAGCAGCGGCACCUGCGGCGCCUCCUGCACAGCCAGCGCGGCACGGCACCCGGCUCCGCACCCCCCCUCGCCCACGCCUCCCGCUCCAGCGGGGGACGCUUCACCUUCCCCAGCCCAGGUGGGGGCACGGGUGGUCCCGUGGCGAUGCCGGGCCGGAGGUGGGUGCCGCAGCUGCGAACAUCCCCCCUCUCCCCCAGCCAACGGCCCCAACUGGGAGCUGGCACCCCUGGAGCAGAGCCUGAUCUUCCAGACCCCCCCCCGGGAACCCCUCCAGGAGCAGCAGCCCCAGGACGGAACGCUGCCCACGCCGCUGCCCACGCCAAGCGGCACCGAUCCCUCCCGGUGACCGCGCUCGGCAGCCCCAGCCCCGACAGCCACCGCCUCUCCUGCCCCCUGGACCGCUUCGUCCCUGCCAGCCACCCCGCCGGCCGCCGGCAGCCCCCUGAGCCGCCGCGGGACUCCCCUGUGCCGGAGCCGAGCGGCCCCAGCCUGCGGCUGUUGGACCUGCAGGGGCCGGGGGCCGGGAUCCCCCCAUCCCCCCUCCCGCUGCCCCCCACUCCGGCAGAGCUGCAGCCGCUGGACCUGCAGCCACCGGCCGGCCGGCACAAGGAGCCCUGGCAGAAGGCGGCCCGCGAUGCCGACCGGCUCGCCUCCAGCCGGGAGCAGCCGCAGAGCUCCAGCCCGCGAGAUGGCCGGCACCCGGCGUGGGAGCAGCUGGUGGGUGAGAUCGCCUUCCAGCUGGACCGCCGCAUCCUCGCCAGCGUCUUCCCCGACCGCACCCGGCUCUACGGCUUCACCGUCGCCAACAUCCCCGAGAAGAUCAUGGCGACCGCGCUCAGCACCGUGCCGGCGGCCUUCGACGAGCAGCGCUGUGCCGCCGCGGCCCGGCGCUACAUCACCCUGAUGGGGCGGCUACGGGCGCUGGGCUACAGCCCCGCGGUGCACCCGGCCUUCGCCGAGUCCCUCGUCAACACCUACGGCAUCCUGCCGGAGCCGGCCGGCCCUGACGCCCGCGCCCACCGCAGCCUGGCCUUCCUACGCCACGUGGUGGCCGAGACGGUGCCACUGGCACUGCAGCCGGACACGAUGGUGCUGCUGGAGUGCCUGCAGGAGCUGGCGCAGGACGACGGGCAGCCCCUCUUCCUCUGGUGA